Messenger RNA from Thlaspi arvense, 3331 nucleotides. NCBI's taxonomy places the organism in Eukaryota, Viridiplantae, Streptophyta, Magnoliopsida, Brassicales, Brassicaceae. The record is from the annotation of a GenBank genome assembly.
AAAAGAGUUUCGUGAGCAGCCGAACCAAAGUGGAAGUCUUCUUCGUCGUCACUAAAAGAAAAGAUUUUUUUUUUAAUUAAGAAUAUAAAUUAGUGUAAGUAGUCAUUAAAUCAUUAAUGGCUAAUGUUGGAACGGGUCAACAACGGCAGCCAAAUCUUUCCGAUACUUCCGUUACAAGUCAACGUUCCCUUCGUCGUCUCAAGAGAAUCAGACAUUUCAUCUGAAUUCACCACAUUUUAGAUCUCCCUUAUUCAUAAAACCCCAAGUCUCAGAGUUCUUGUUCUUGAUUGCCCGCCAAGUGUUCGAUCUUUGGUCCCAGUGAACGAAAGUUCCCGUCUUGAGAUUUGAUCUGGGUUCUGACUUCUGGGUUUUGCUUAAGAUUUGAUCACACCACUGAAAGUUUCCUUCUUUUGUUUUUAAUUUCUUGUUUUCUCUUAUGGCGCAUCAUCCGGUUUAUACCGAGACGAUGUCGAUGGGAGGUGGGUCAAGCCACGGGCUUGGCCAGCAAUUCGUGCCGUUUGCUACGAGCAGCGGAUCCUUGAGGGUUGAGUUGUUACAUGGCAACUUAGACAUUUGGGUUAAGGAAGCUAAGCAUCUUCCUAACAUGGACGGGUUCCACAACAGACUCGGUGGGAUGUUGUCUAGCUUUAGCCGGAAGAACAGUCCCAAAGCGGAAGGCGAGAAAUCGUCCAAGAUAACGAGUGAUCCUUACGUGACCGUCUCUAUCUCUGGUGCUGUGAUCGGCAGGACUUACGUGAUCAACAACAGCGAGAACCCUGUGUGGAUGCAGCAUUUCGAUGUACCCGUGGCUCAUAGUGCUGCGGAAGUUCACUUUGUGGUGAAAGACAGUGACAUCAUCGGAUCGCAGAUCAUGGGAGCUGUUGGAAUCCCGACAGAGCAGCUUUGUUCCGGGAAUAGAAUCGAAGGGUUUUUUCCGAUACUCAACAGUAGUGGGAAGCCUUGUAAACAGGGUGCUGUGUUGAGUUUGUCUAUUCAGUACACUCCAAUGGAAAGGAUGAGGCUUUACCAAAACGGUGUUGGUUUUGGGAACGAGUGUGUGGGAGUUCCCGGUACGUACUUCCCUUUGAGGAAAGGCGGUAGGGUUACUCUGUACCAGGAUGCUCAUGUUGAUGACGGUACACUUCCGAGUGUUUAUCUUGAUAAUGGGAUGCAGUAUGCACAUGGAAAGUGCUGGGAGGAUAUGGCUGAUGCGAUAAGAAAGGCGAGGAGGUUGGUUUAUAUCACUGGUUGGUCAGUUUAUCACCCGGUUAGGCUUGUUCGUCCUAAUAACGAUCCGACCAAUGGUACACUAGGGGAUUUGCUUAAAGACAAAUCUCAGGAAGGUGUUAGAGUUUUGGUUUUGGUGUGGGAUGAUCCAACUUCAAGGAGCCUUCUGGGGUUCAAAACACAAGGAGUCAUGAACACAAGCGAUGAAGAGACUCGCCGGUUUUUCAAGCAUUCAUCUGUGCAAGUUCUCCUUUGUCCCAGAUCUGGAGGGAAAGGUCACAGCUUCAUUAAAAAAUCUGAAGUUGGAACUAUCUACACCCAUCAUCAGAAAACAGUGAUUGUAGACGCUGAUGCACCUCAGAAUAGAAGAAAGAUCGUAGCUUUUGUCGGAGGGCUAGAUGUUUGCAACGGACGAUUUGAUACUCCGAAGCAUCCUCUCUUUAGGACACUAAAGACAGUCCAUAAAGAUGACUUCCAUAACCCAAAUUUUUUGACUACUGUGGAUGAUGGACCAAGAGAACCGUGGCAUGAUCUGCACAGCAAGAUUGAUGGUCCAGCUGCAUACGAUGUGCUUAAAAACUUUGAGGAACGUUGGCUAAAAGCUUCAAAGCCUCGCGGAAUCGGGAAACUAAGAUCGUCUGCUGAUGAUUCUUUGCUAAAGAUAGACAGGAUUCCCGACAUCAUGGGACUAUCAGAAGCUUCUUCUGCUAAUGAGAAUGAUCCAGAGUCUUGGCAUGUUCAGGUUUUCCGUUCGAUUGAUUCAAGCUCAGUCAAAGGGUGGACAAAGGAUCCAAAGGAAGCUACGGGAAGUAAUCUUCUAUGUGGGAAGAAUAUACUCAUAGACAUGAGCAUACACGCUGCUUAUGUUAAGGCCAUAAGGUCUGCUCAGCAUUUCAUCUACAUUGAGAACCAAUAUUUUCUUGGAUCAUCGUUCAACUGGGAUUCAAACAAGGACUUGGGUGCUAAUAAUCUAAUCCCUAUGGAAAUCGCUCUUAAGAUUGCUAACAAGAUUAGAGCAAGAGAGAAGUUUGCUGCUUAUAUUGUCAUUCCAAUGUGGCCAGAAGGUGCUCCAACAAGUAACCCUAUUCAGAGAAUUCUAUACUGGCAGCACAAAACCAUGCAAAUGAUGUAUCAAACCAUCCACAAGGCACUUGUGGAAGUUGGAAUUGAUGGUCAGUAUGAGCCACAAGACUUUUUGAACUUCUUCUGUCUUGGAACAAGAGAGGUUUCUGAUGCUGCUGGAACAGUUAGCGUAUAUAGUCCUCGGAAACCACCUCAGCCAAAUGCAAAUGCAAAUGCUAUGCAGGUGCAAGUUCUGAAGAGUCGGAGAUUCAUGAUAUAUGUUCAUUCCAAAGGUAUGGUUGUGGAUGAUGAGUUCGUCUUAAUCGGCUCUGCUAAUAUCAACCAGAGAUCCUUGGAAGGAACUAGAGACACUGAGAUCGCCAUGGGAGGGUAUCAGCCUCACCAUUCAUGGGCUAUGAAAGGUUCUCGUCCUCGUGGUCAGAUCUUUGGAUAUAGAAUGUCGUUGUGGGCAGAACAUCUAGGGUUUCUAGAGCAAGGUUUUGAGGAACCAGAGAACAUGGAAUGUGUGAGACGAGUGAGGCAAUUGAGUGAGCUGAAUUGGAGACAGUACGCAGCAGAGGAGGUCACGGAGAUGCAAGGUCAUCUUCUUAAGUAUCCAGUUCAAGUCGAUAGAACAGGUAAAGUGAGUUCUCUUCCUGGAUGUGAGACGUUCCCAGAUCUCGGUGGCAAGAUCAUAGGCUCGUUCCUUGCACUUCAAGAAAACCUCACCAUCUGAAACCUUUCGUAUAGAGAGUGUCAACAUUUGUUACAUGUUUCCUCCACUUCAAGAAACCUCUCUGAGUGUGUCUUUAGGUUUGAUUUGUGCGUUUCUAAUCUACGAGCUGUAAAUUCAUUCAUUACGAUUACUUCAGUUCAUCACAGAGUGCGCUUUGGUUUUCUUUUCCAUUUUAUAAUAAGUGUGGUGUGUAACAUUUAGGUUUGCGCUUCACAACAUUAUUUUUUUCUUAUUCCUCCCGUUUAUAAUAUUUUAAACCAAAUUAUUAUAUCUGUUUCAUUUUAUAUAUAUGCUGUUCUUGUUGAA